ACAGCAUCGGAAACGAUUCUGCAUUGACCAAAAAUAUCCGACACGAUGAUGGUCACCGAAUGAUUUCAUUUUAAAACGACAUCAUCUGCAGCUGAACUGACCAGCCCGCGUCACCUUCACUUACACCUGUCACACCGCCCGUGACGGACAACCACGGAAGCCAAUCAGUGGCAGACUGGGGGCUCAUUUCAACUAAUCGGUGCGCUUGGAUUCUAAAGGGGCGGGGAAUAUGUAUAUAUAUAUUUUAUGAAUGAACAGUGGCGUCCCUCUGCAGCAAUACAGAGCUUUUACAGCAGCUAGGCGAGGUAGACGGAGGGAGAUUCAGAAAUUAUUUUAUUUAUUUUCGCUAAAAUAAAAAAAAAUAAGAUGUAUGAUUUAUUGAAAAACAAUUAUUAUGCUAAAUCCUUCCGUUCAAAGACCAGAACGCGACAGUUAUUAAUAACCAAUUAAAUUAUUACUGUGUCUGCUCGGACGGCAUUUCGUUUACUGUCGUGGUUUUAUGAAUUGCGCUAUUAUAGAUAGUUGUCGGGAACAGUGUUGCUUCAAAUACAAUUAUUUUAAAUAACAGAAUGGCGUUUGUCACCUUGGCAAACAGACUCGCUCUCAACAAACACCAGAGGAUCACUUUGCAAAUGCAUGUUUGGAUUUUUGGCCGCUGAUCUAAAGCAAUAUCGGUUACAGAUUGGAUUAAAAAAAAGAGGCUCCUAGCAACAUAGCUUAUUAUUAUUAUUAUUAUUAUUAUUAUUAUUAUUAUAGGUACUGGCUUGUGUUUAAAUUUUGCAAAUUAUAGAAAUAACUAUUUUAACUGGCUGAAGGAAGCAGCAAUCUUUGUUCUUUGACUAAGAUUAUCCCGCCGCUGUGCACAGAAUGCUAAAUAUUAUAAUACAGCGGUUUAUUCGUGGUUGCUAAGCGACCAUCUAAAGAAAGGAAAUAAAAUCCGUUUCCUUGGAAACUCCAGAUAUUGGAAUAAUAUUGACAUCAAAAACGAACAGAAAACCACCACCAUUUUCUUCACCGGGACGAGGUCCCAAUUGAUGGAUUCUAACAUGGACUAUGAAAGGCCAAACGUUGAAACUAUCAAGUGCGUGGUGGUCGGAGACAACGCCGUCGGAAAGACCCGCCUCAUCUGUGCCCGGGCGUGUAACGCCACGCUGACUCAGUACCAAAUGCUCGCCACGCACGUGCCCACGGUCUGGGCCAUCGACCAAUACCGCGUCUGCCAAGAGGUCCUGGAGCGGUCCCGUGACGUGGUUGAUGAAGUCAGCGUGUCCCUACGUCUCUGGGACACGUUCGGGGAUCACCACAAGGACCGGCGCUUCGCUUACGGAAGGUCUGAUGUUGUGGUGUUGUGUUUCUCAAUCGCGAACCCCAACUCCCUACACCACGUCAAGACCAUGUGGUACCCCGAGAUCAAGCACUUCUGCCCCCGAGCGCCUGUCAUCCUGGUGGGCUGCCAACUGGAUCUCCGCUACGCAGACCUGGAGGCCGUCAACCGGGCACGACGCCCCCUAGCCAGACCCAUCAAGUCCAACGAGAUCCUAGCCCCGGAGAAGGGACGAGAGGUGGCGAAGGAGCUGGGGGUGCCCUACUACGAGACCAGCGUGGUGGCGCAGUUCGGGGUGAAGGACGUUUUCGAUAACGCCAUCCGCGCCGCUCUCAUCUCCCGCCGCCACCUGCAGUUCUGGAAGUCCCACCUGCGCAACGUCCAGCGGCCCCUGCUGCAAGCCCCCUUCCUGCCGCCCAAGCCCCCUCCGCCCGUGAUCACCGUGCCCAAGCCUCCCUCCACCAGCGAGGAGCACCCGGCCAGGCUGCUGGAAGACCCUCUCUGCGCCGACGUCAUCCUCAUCCUGCAGGACCAGCAGCGCAUCUUCGCACACAAGAUCUACCUCUCCACCUCCUCCUCCAAGUUCUACGACCUGUUCCUCAUGGACCUGAGCCCAGGGGCCACGAGCUCUCCCAAUAGGGGGUGUCUCCAAACCCAGCUACAGAACCAGACCCUGACUGGCAGGGAUCUUCUCAUGAGGGCCGCCAGCUUCGACGUGUGCGAGAGCAGCGACGAAGGAGACCGCUCCAACCUGAGGAUUUCCACCAGCGACGGGACGCUGAUCGGGGACGGCCGCGAGAGCGGCAGGAGGGGCCGACUGCUUUCCUCCUGGAGCCGGGCUUUCGUGAGCAUCCAGGAGGAGCUGGUGGACGAUCCCGUGACCUACAGCCCGCGUCUGAUGACGGUGGUAAAGAUGGACCCCUCGGUGCAGCUGGCCCCGUUCCGUGCCGUCCUGCGCUACCUGUACACGGGCCAGCUGGACGAGCGCGAGAAGAGGCUGAUGCACAUCGCGCACAUCGCAGAGCUGCUGGAAGUGUUUGACCUGCGCAUGAUGGUGGCCAACAUCCUCAACAACGAGGGCUUCAUGAACCAGGAGAUCACCAAGGCCUUCCACGUGCGCCGCACCAACCGGGUCAAGGAGUGCCUGGCCAAGGGAACCUUCUCCGACGUGGUGUUCAAGUUGGAUGACGGGACGAUCCUCGCUCACAAACCCCUGUUAAUCUCCAGCUGCGAUUGGAUGGCUGCCAUGUUCGGGGGUCCCUUCAUGGAGAGCUCCACGAAGGAGGUGCUGUUCCCCAACACCACUCAGAGCUGCAUGCGGGCCGUGCUGGAGUAUCUGUACACGGGGCAGUUCUGCUCGCGGCCCGACCUCGAUGCCAUGGAGCUCAUAGUGCUGGCAAACCGCCUGUGUCUGCCGCACCUCGUUGCGCUCACAGAGCUGUACACAGUGACAGUGCUGAUGGAGUCAGCGCUGAUGGGAGCCGACGUCGAUGGAGAUGUGCUGGUGUACCUGGAGAUGGCACAGUUUCACUGUGCCCACCAGCUCACAGACUGGUGCCUCCAUCACAUCUGCACCAACUACAACAACGUCUGCCGCAAGUUUCCAAGAGAGAUGAAGGCCAAAUCGUCCGAGAACCAGGAGCACUUUGAGAAGCACCGCUGGCCGCCGGUCUGGUACCUGAAGGAAGAUGACCAUUACCAGCGCGCCCGCCGGGAGCGCGAGAAAGAGGACUACCUCUGUCAGAAACGGCAGUCCAAGCGCAAGUGGCUCUUCUGGAGCUCUCCUUCCCCCGCCUCCUCCUCCUCUUCCUCCUCCCACAGCUCCUCUGCCGUCGUUUGAUUGACUCUCAGAAGCUCCGCCUUCUCCCGGUAGACGUUCCAAAGGGGGUGGGGGAUGGGGGGGGCGUGUUGGUAGCCAUGGCGAUAAUGCCGCUCACAGGGCCUGGGCUUUGAGAUCUGUGGCGAAUGCGUGACUGUGGCCGGUGUUUCUCACUCUUCAGAAAGAGAGUCCGUGCAGCUGGUCUGUGUUGUUGGAGGUUUGUGUACUGGGGUAACAGGAGCCCUGGUUACUGGAAAGGAUUUCUUCAAGAACGACAUCCUGAUAAUGUACAGUGCUCUCCAAGUUGUGGAGAUACAUCAUAAUAAAACUCCAAGCCUUACCAUACCCCCAAAACCCCCCCAUCCCACCUCCACAUCGUCACCCUGACACUCUUUGGACCCCCAAGCCUGAAACAUUUGUAUCUGGGUCCCACUGUGCCAGUGUCAGUGUGUCAGCCAGUGUUGGGAUUACAGCACGACCAUUAUUUCUCUAAGCGUUUCCGUCGACAGCUUCUGGUGACCUGUCCUUUUGUGCGAAAUACUCAUUGGCUCCCCCUUUGUCAUAGAGAAAGGGCAUUCUUAACUGUUUAAUUAUAUCAGUUCAAUUCUAGGGAGGGGGUUGUUGUGAUUGUAAUUAUAUUAACAGUUUGAUAGUAAUUCGAUUUUCCAAACCAAUAGCUUUCAGAAGGCCAGCUAGUUCCAUUCUACUCCAGGGCCUCUAUUUAGACAGUGCUGGCGCGUUGGACAAUUGGAAGAACUCUUUGCCAGUUAUGCAGUGUUAGUAGACUACGGGGAAGAGGAUAGUAGGGAUCAGUUUGCUCCUUUUAUCAGGGGGCGCAGCCUUGAGUUGACCCCCAAAUCAGUCAGUAAGAAAUAUCACGUCUUACAUCAUCUAGGGGCAGAGUGUCGCAGGCGGGAGGGGGACAGGUUAAUGGUUACACUCUGGUGUGCCGGCUGAACCAAGACAGGAUACAGGUUUCAGAGCACCAUAGAGGCCAAACAAAGGAAGCUUUAGGUUUUAAAACAAAGUCACCGGGAUGCGAUUAAACAGAAAAUGAGAUCCAGAGCGAUUCUAAACAAGAAAAAGAAUGCGUUAGUUGAGAUCACUGGGAUAGUUCAUACCCACGCCAAGCUGCCCCUUCUCAUGGUCCACUGCCUUCUGCACCACCCUGAAGGGGGCAAGCUAUGGGACCGCCCACAGUAACGUUUGAUCUGAAUUAUCACGCGCUGGAUUUGAACACAGCUGGAUGGCUGACCCUCGCUGGAUGUAUUCCCCCGGAUUCUGGGUUGUUUGCCGUUUCCUGUCUAGCCGUACGCAGUCACCGCUGCCUUGCUCCAACGCCGCCAGCCAAAAUACAAGCCAUGGAGUCACAUGGAACAUCACAGUGUGGAGGCGUGGCCAUUAGAAUUUCAAAUACUACCAUGGCGACACAAUGGGCGGGGCUCCUGCAGAGGUGGCAUGGAGUAGACUGGAGUGUGUUUGUGUUCAUGCUAUUGUGAGAGCAGUAGCAUGCUAAAAUAGGAAGCCAUUCCACCAAUGGCAGCAUCAUCCCACAGUAGCUGCCCCAGUGCUGGAGCUGUCGUCAGGUCAAUACUGCCUUGCCACUGAACAUCGUUUGGGAAGGGAAGCCUCAUCCCCUAUUGAUCACUGCGUGUAGAAUUGUUCAGUUUCCUGUCUAUGCUAGGCAGUUGGUGAUAUAUUGUGAGUAUCUUGCUAAAGGUCUUUGUGGCGAGGGCUCUAUUAUAAGACACAGAAGUUUGAUCAUCAUAAAGUCUUACCAGUGGGCUGAUAUUGACUUAAACAAUUUAACCAAAUGUAAAAUGUUCAUGGAACGGCCAGCCCCAGGGGAAAAGUGUGAAUAUAUCUAGACUUUACAGGGUAUUGAAGUUCAUGUUUACAAAGCUGUGAAUGUGAAAAACUGAGCCACCUGAACCUAGCUCAGCUGUUAGAGUUAAGGACAAGGCAGUGGGAGAUUCUGAAACGAAUGAGAUUUCAUUAAAAUGCCAGACUUGGACAGCACCUGCUAUCUUUUGCAAAUGUUUUGACUACACAGUACCACGCUCAAUUUGAAAGCCUUAAUUAAACUGAAGUGCUAAAUGAAGAUGAGAUACCUGGGGCAGUGAACUGAAAUAUUAUCUCGGCUUGGGGACUGUCACCUGCAUUGUAAAUUCACGGUAGUUGCGCAGCUUUGUAUUUCGAAUCCUGUUGACGUGCAGCACGAUGUCGGUACACUUUCUGUGCCCGUGAGAAGUCAGGGUUGUCUGCUAAGUCAGGUCUUGUGUGGCUUGCAUGCGAGUUUAGGUGUUUUCUGGUGUUUCCCACAGUGUGUAGCGCAUCAAACACUGAAAUCUUGUAUUUAAUGGUGGCUUUAUGCCAUGUUUUUAAGCAUCUUGAAUUGCAGUUACAGGGCACUGCACGUCCUAAUUCAUUUCACACACACGUGUGUGUUCUCCACGCUUCUCUAUUGUAGUUCUUUGCUGACCAGGCUUACUAGCAAUCCCUGGGAGGUUUUUUUUUUUAACCAGCGAGGCUGUUUUUAAAACUGAAGUGAGGUGGCUGGACAGAAAUGGAGAAAGGACAUUCGUGAACUUGGCACACAAUCUAAGGAGAAACAGAGAAAGAGAAUUACACUCACGUUUUGGGACGUCGGUAUUUUGCAUGCUUUCGGACUAUUCCAGAAAUCAUUUUCCUUUUUUUCAACCGCUGGUUCUGUUUCAGAAAAAAAAAAAAAAAAAAAAACUCCUCAAAGCUGAUUUUCUGAGGUGAGAUUGGGGAAGCAUAUUAGCGUUGCGCUUUACGCUGAACCCCAUAGGUGAAGCACUGUCCCCUAAAUCCUGUGCAGCACUGGUAUGCUUCCCCAUGCACCCUUAAGGAGUCUUUUCAGAAGCAGCACCUUGGCUCAUUUUUUGGACUGGUUAAUAUGCAUGGCAAAUAAGCAAAAUCCACACUAGAUAUUUACACAGAACACAUAUCAUUGAAUAUUACACAGGUAAGAAAUUCAAUAUCAGAAACAUUUACAUUGUAUAGAGUAUCCAUUUAAUGUUGCUUCAACCAAACAUUUCUGAAGUCUGUUAAGAGUGAACUUGAACAUGUGCGCCACCAGUAUCAGUUAGAAAUGUUUGCUCAGAGUUAUUACAGGUCCAGUAACUCUCAGGAGCCUUUCCAGAGCAGCAUGCUUAUGCCAUUUCUACAUCACACCCCCCAGACAUGUGACAGAAUGCUCAGUCGGAAUGCACGGAUUCCGAAAGAGUUCACUGAAUGGACCCAGUGCUGUCACUGCUGUGAUUGGAGCACAGCGUCGGCCAGGGUUUUCACUAUGACCCCUGCUGUGAUUGGAGCACAGCGUCGGCCAGGGUUUUCACUAUGACCCCUGCUGUGAUUGGAGAACAGCGUCGGCCAGGGUUUUCACUAUGACCCCUGCUGUGAUUGGAGCACAGCGUCAGCCAGGGUUUUCACUAUGACCCCUGCUGUGAUUGGAGCACAGCGUCGGCCAGGGUUUUCACUAUGACCCCUGCUGUGAUUGGAGCACAGCAUCGGCCAGGGUUUUCACUAUGACCCCUGCUGUGAUUGGAGCACAGCGUCGGCCAGGGUUUUCACUAUGACCCCUGCUGUGAUUGGAGCACAGCAUCGGCCAGGGUUUUCACUAUGACCCCUGCUGUGAUUGGAGCACAGCGUCGGCCAGGGUUUUCACUAUGACCCCUGCUGUGAUUGGAGCACAGCAUCGGCCAGGGUUUUCACUAUGACCCCUGCUGUGAUUGGAGCACAGUGUCGGCCAGGGUUUUCACUAUGACCCCUGUUCUGGGAUCCUUUCAUUGGCUCAACUUGCGGUCCACUGAUGUCGGACUCUUAUGUGCCCCCCCACGACCCGACUCUGAACUGUGGGUGAUCGGGCUUCUGUUCCGGUGCCCUGAGGUUGUGGCACGCCUUUCCCAAUGAAAUGAGGGACUCUCAAUCCUGGGGUGUUUUUAAAUCUCGCCUUAAAAACGUAUUUGUUUAAACUGGCUUUUUUUAAUUUAAUGUUUGAUAUUUUCUGAUUGUCUAUUUUUAUUUGUGUUCUUAUCUAUAGUGCUUUGUGAUGACUUGUCAUGAAAGGUGCUUUAUAAAAUGAUGAUUAUUAUUAUUAUUAUUAUUAUUAUUAUUAUUAUUAUUAUUAUUAUUUUAGCUAACCAGAGUCGUGCUAUACUGUACAGUGGUACUGUAAAAUAACAUGCUAGUCAGAUGUGUCAGUCUGUCACAAUGUUGUUUUCAAAAUGUUUUUUGAGUAAAUGUACUCGCUUUUACAAAUUUCAAAAGUAUAAAUCUACUUUUUAUUUGAAUGUAUUUCAUGUUUUACUUUAAGAUACGCUUUGAUUAUGAGCAGGGUGUGAUCUGCUUCAUUGAGGUCCAGAUCUUGAUUUCGUGGACAGCGUAAGGUCCCAUGCUUUGAGAACGCCCUCCUCAGGGUGCAGUGCAGCUCAGACUUGCUUGUGUUGCUCUUGUGCUGUUUUUAUAUGCGUUCUCUUGUGUGGAUCUUUGCUUCAGUGAACGCUUGUGAGGCUUCUAACUCCUAAACGCUGUCGGACUGAUCUGAAAACGUAUACAGAGCUUCGCAACGGUAGGGAAAACAGACAGACAGGGUCGUAGAUUUAUGUAACAAACUGGUCACCCAAAACAGCCAACAAACCCACCCGCUGACUUUAAUAGUGAUUCAGAAACACUAAAAGAAAUAUGUAAAAACACAAUGACAAACAUUGCCAUGAAUAGAAGCUUUGUAUAAAAAAGGGGGUUUGGGGUAAAACUUAUUAGAGUUUAUUACUGAAAGAGAGGAAUCUCUCCCAUUCUCUUUCCAAAUCCUGUUACCCCGCGAUAAACCACCCCUGGUACGGUUUGGAUAAACAUCACCAAGGCUCCCAUGCACAGCACCGCACCGCCUGGACGACCGAUUCCGUGAUGAGACCCAGAGCACAGGAAGCACAUAACAUUCUUAUUUAAAAAAAUAAACAAGUCACCUAAUGACGACAUCAAAACAGACAACUUGAGCUCAUUUAUUUAGUUAUCUGUUCGUUUUUGGGUGCUCUCUCGCUCAGGUAUAGGAAAACGCUGCAUUUCCUGUCAGUGCUUUAAGCAUGAUAUGUUACCUGUUUGGUAGCUCCUUCUUCUGAGAUGCGUUAGAGGUAGGAUUGUUAGCUAGACAGGGCAACUUUCAGUGCAAACCACAAACCAGGUCUAGUAUCCAGGUAUAUAACUACAAAAAAAUAAGACGCUCAGAAGCUUAGGAGCUGGUUCUGCGUGUCUAUGAUCAGUGUGUGUGUGUGUUAAAGAUUCACGGUACACUGCUGUAGAGAAAACAGAUACGCAGAGAGACGGGACACGCUUUAGCUAAACAGUCACAAUACUGUAUUAACAUUGUGAUGAUAAAUGAACUGUGAAUUCAAAUUAAAAAUACAAAAAAAAUGGAAUGUUUUGUCUGCGUUGUACUGGAGUUGUAAUGUUUAUGUAAUAAAUAGGGUUAGAGAGAAA
Molecule: messenger RNA, 8642 nt
Organism: Acipenser ruthenus (sterlet)
Lineage: Eukaryota; Metazoa; Chordata; Actinopteri; Acipenseriformes; Acipenseridae
Product: rho-related BTB domain-containing protein 2-like
Exons: 10
Coding region: 1035-3164 (709 amino acids)
Biological process (GO): small GTPase-mediated signal transduction
Molecular function (GO): protein binding; GTP binding; GTPase activity
Source: RefSeq, a predicted model, not a curated record